AUGCUAAAAGUAAAAAAAAACACAAUGGAGAAGAACAACAAGAAGAGGUUUGUGCUCGUCCAUGGGCUGUGCCAUGGCGCGUGGACUUGGUACAAGGUGAAAACAUAUCUUGAGGCUGAAGGUCAUUGUGUGACCGCGGUGGAUCUAGCUGCAUCAGGUAUAAACAUGACUAGAGUGGAAGAGAUUCAGACUCUUAAAGAUUACUGCAAACCAUUGCUUGAGUGUCUUAGCUCGGAUGACGAUAAGGUGAUCCUUGUUGCUCAUAGCAUGGGAGGUAUAUGCGCCACGCUUGCUGCUGAUAUGUUCCCUAGUAAGAUUUUUGCUAUUGUCUUCUUGACAGCUUUCAUGCCUGACACAACAAAUCCACCUGCUUAUGUUUACGAAAAGCUGAUCAGAAGCGUUCCACAAGAAGAAUGGUUCGACACCGUGUUUGGAAGGUAUGGGAAACCUGAUUGUCCUCUAGAGUUUGCUUUGUUGGGACCAAAAUACAUGGCCAAGAAGAUGUAUCAACUCUCUCCAGUCCAAGAUCUUGAACUGGCGAAAAUGUUGGUGAGGGUGAACCCCUUAGUUACGAAUAACUUGGCAGGGACAAGAAGCUUUAGUGAGGAAGGAUACGGAUCCGUUACACGUAUAUAUAUCAUAUGUGAAGAAGAUCUUGUGGAACCUGAAGAUUACCAACGUUGGAUGAUCAAGAACUAUCCACCAAAAGAAGUAAUGGAGAUCAAAUGUGCAGAUCAUAUGGCAAUGUUCUCUAAGCCUCAUGAACUAUGUGCUCUACUCUUGGAUAUUGCAUCUAAAUAUGCCUAAAUCAAGAUCGUACGUCACUUCAUUAUAGUUACAAAAAUCAGCCUUAGCCACAAUUAUAAGCCAGAUUUGAGUGAUAUGUAUAUGGGAAGUUUAUAAUUUUUUUUUGUUAAUUUUUCAUUUAUAUUGUGAUA
Messenger RNA from Capsella rubella, 938 nucleotides. Its product is annotated as methylesterase 4. Gene Ontology annotation, molecular function: methyl jasmonate esterase activity; methyl salicylate esterase activity; methyl indole-3-acetate esterase activity. Gene Ontology annotation, biological process: jasmonic acid metabolic process; salicylic acid metabolic process. Lineage: Eukaryota; Viridiplantae; Streptophyta; Magnoliopsida; Brassicales; Brassicaceae. The transcript is spliced from 3 exons. The record is from RefSeq and is a predicted model, not a curated record. The coding region runs from base 1 to 807 and encodes 268 amino acids.